GGCCAGGCGCCCGGGGCGAAGAGCGAGUGGAUCGCGUCCGGAACCGCUCUGGGGCUCUUCGGUAAUGGGGAGAAAGAGAGGCCGGACCUGCAGGAAGAGGGGACGCAAACGGGCUUUUACCCCGGAGGUAAUGGGCCGACGAACAGUUAACAUUAGCCACGAGAUGCAAUAUGUGCAGCUGAGGAAAUGGCUGAAAGAGAACGGAUGCAUUGAUCUGCACUUGGUCCCAGCAGACUUUCCAGAUACUGGCAGAGGAUUAAUGACCACAAAAGCUCUUCAGCCGGGAGAUACAAUUAUCGCACUGCCUGAGAAAUGCCUGCUCACCACCCAGACUGUUCAUAGGAGUUACUUGGGUAAAUACAUCGAGCGGUGGAAGCCGCGGUUGUCACCGCUCCAGGUCUUGUGUACUUUUCUCGUGGCCGAGAGACAUUUCGGGAGGACGUCUCCGUGGAAGCCUUACAUCGACGUCCUGCCGAAGGCCUACACCUGCCCGGGUUAUCUAGCGGAGGAAGUGUUGCGUUUGUUGCCCGAAGCUCUGCUCGGAAAGGCCGAGGUGCAGAGGAGAGACAUUCGAGAACUGACCCUUUCUUCGGAAGGCUUCUUCCACUCGUUGCAACCCUUAUUCGCCGAGAGCGUGGAGGGCAUUUUUACGUCCGAUGCCCUGCGCUGGGCUUGGUGCAGUGUUAAUACCAGGACGGUUUACAUGGAGCGUCUCCAGAGCGAAUACUUCUCCCGCGAGCCUGACGUUUAUGCCCUGGCGCCGUAUUUGGACCUGCUGAACCACAGCCCGACCGUUCAGGUAACGGCCGGCUUCAACCAGGAAAGCAAAUGCUACGAAAUCAGAACGCUAACCAAAUGCCGGAGGUACCAACAGGCGUUCAUCUGCUAUGGACCUCACGACAAUCAGCGGCUUCUGUUAGAGUACGGCUUCUUCGCUGCCAACAAUCCUCAUAGUGUCAUUUACGUGGAAAAAGAUGUUCUCCGUACCCACCUUUUACAGAAAGACAAAGAGCUAAACGGAAAACUCUCAUUUCUGCAGGACAGAGGAUUUCUAGAAAAUUUAACGUUUGGAUUUGAAGGACCGUCUUGGAGGCUUCUGGCGGCUCUUAAGGUGCUUUGCCUCGGACCGGAUAAUUAUUCCCAGUGGAAGAAAGUUCUGAUCGGCCUUCCCGACUCUGUUGGUAACGAGAGAAACAGUUUAGACCUCGCGAGCAGUCUCUGUUCCCAUUUGAUGAAUGAAAACCAGAAGGUGUUACAGAAGAUUUACAAACUGAUGAGCAAUAGAACCGAGCUUUUAGAACAGCUGGAUCUGGUUGCAAAGCUGAGAGAGGAAGAAAGGAAGAUACUGCAAGCUUCAUUGGUCAUAUUGCAGCGUUUGAGGAAUACAACCACAAGCUGAUGGUCUGAGGGGCAUGUCCUGGGAUGGUGACAGGUGGCCUCCCACCCCAUGGUGAAUGGCUAAAUUGGAGAUGGUUCAGUUUAACAAGAAUAGCAAGUUGGGGAGGAACAGCUACACAGACUUCACAUUCCACCAAACACUGGGGCCACAAAACAUACAGUCAAUUCACUUUACAGUAUAUUCCGUAUUCUAGAAGA
Molecule: messenger RNA, 1596 nt
Organism: Callorhinchus milii (elephant shark)
Lineage: Eukaryota; Metazoa; Chordata; Chondrichthyes; Chimaeriformes; Callorhinchidae
Gene: setd4
Product: SET domain containing 4
Exons: 10
Coding region: 65-1399 (444 amino acids)
Biological process (GO): peptidyl-lysine dimethylation; positive regulation of transcription by RNA polymerase II; peptidyl-lysine monomethylation
Molecular function (GO): histone H3K4 methyltransferase activity; histone H3K36 methyltransferase activity; protein binding
Source: RefSeq, a predicted model, not a curated record